GCAGUUUGAAUUCAGAGUGCAUGCUUUAUUUCAAGGUGAGAAUACAUUGCAGGAAACAAACGAUGCUCACAGCCACACAUCGCUGCUAUUUCUAAGUGUUGGAGCACAAUUCUUAUUUUUCCCUGUAAAUCUUAUGCUUGACCCUAUUUUUCCAGAGGGAAAGAGGAGCUGAGGAAGGAAUAAAGCCGGAAUUCGGGGCACUGCUUUCUUCCAGCCCCAAUUACAGGGCUGGAUUCCGCGGCUAAUUAGAAUCAAAUGCUUCCAAUGAGUUCUGGGGAAGCAGCGCUCGCACUGAACUCGGCCCGGAGGCUGCGGGGGGAGCGGGGCGGCACCGGGCCGCUCGGGACGCACAGAGCACCGCGUUCCUCUCCUGGUAAUCACCGACUGAACAGCUAAAAAAACAGCGCAGGGAGCAAAAGCUCAGUGCACCCCAACCGCACCGAGACCCCAUUACCCCCCGAAUAAAAGGACCUUCGCGCACAGCCGGGGCUUUAACCGCAGCCCAGCCGCCGGGAAUCCCCAUCAGCCCCAGCGGUACGGCACAGCGGAGCGUCCACGGCGCAUUACAGCCGCGCAGCGCGGAGAACAGAGCAGCGAACCGAACCGCUCCGAGCGGCAGCGGAGACUCCGGGCGGGAACGCGGCGCGAAAGCAGCGCGGCCCCGCACCGCACGCACCGCCCCGUAUGGAAAUGAGCCCCGCCCUCUCCGCCAAUCGGGAGCGGCGCUGGGGGCGGAGCCUCACUCCCGCGCCUUAAAGGCGCCCGUUGCCGGGGGCCGCGUUUUGCACUGGAUGUGGAGCGCGGCGGCGAACGAAGGGAGCGGUGCGGGGCGCCGGGACUGCUGAGCGAGAGUUUGAUCGCAAUUUUUUUUUUGUUGGGCUGAUUUUGCUACCUUUGUGCCUUUUUCCUUUUCUUGAAAUCGUAUUCUGCUCAGUUUUUUUUUUUUAUUAUUUGUGUUUUGGUUUUUUUUUCCUCGCCUUCUGGGAGCCUGCGGAGGGCUGCACGGCACCGCUGCUCCUCUCGGGGCGGCUCAGCCCCGCGCCCCCUUCUCGCCUCCCCCAUCCUUUUCCCCAUCCCGCCCCGCUCGCGGCCACCAAAUGCUCAACAUGACCGAGGAGCACGACAAGGCGCUGGAGGCUCCGUGCAGCCCCGCGGGCACCACCAGCUCCAUGUCCCACGUGGACUCGGACUCCGACUCCCCGCUGUCCCCCGCCGGCUCCGAGGGCCUGGGCUGCGCCCCCGCGCCCGCCCCGCGCCCCCCCGGUGCCGCCCCGCUGGGCGCUAAGGUGGAUGCGGCCGAGGUGGACGAGCGCUUCCCCGCCUGCAUCCGCGACGCCGUCUCGCAGGUGCUGAAGGGCUACGACUGGAGCCUGGUGCCCAUGCCCGUGCGCGGCAACGGGUCGCUCAAGGCGAAGCCGCACGUCAAGCGGCCCAUGAACGCCUUCAUGGUGUGGGCGCAGGCCGCCCGCAGGAAGCUGGCGGACCAAUACCCGCACCUGCACAACGCCGAGCUCAGCAAGACGCUGGGCAAGCUCUGGCGUUUGUUAAGUGAAAAUGAGAAACGUCCCUUUGUGGAAGAAGCUGAGCGGCUCAGGGUCCAGCACAAAAAGGAUCACCCGGAUUAUAAAUACCAGCCCCGGAGGAGGAAAAGCGUGAAAGCUGGGCAGAGCGACUCUGACUCCGGGGCCGAGCUCAGCCAUCACGCCGGCACCCAGAUCUACAAGGCUGACAGCGGGCUGGGGGGCAUGGCUGAUGGCCACCACCAUGGCGAGCACACAGGCCAGCCCCAUGGGCCACCCACACCACCCACGACCCCCAAAACCGACCUGCACCACGGCAGCAAGCAGGAGCUGAAGCACGAGGGCCGCCGCCUCGUGGAGAGCGGCCGCCAGAACAUCGACUUCAGCAACGUGGACAUCUCAGAGCUGAGCAGCGAGGUCAUCAACAACAUGGAGACCUUCGAUGUGCACGAGUUUGACCAGUACCUGCCGCUCAAUGGCCAUACCGCCAUGCCGGCCGACCACGGCCCCAGUGCUGGCUCAUACAGCACGUCCUACUCCCACUCGGCAGCAGGCGCCGGCGGGGCUGGCCAGGUGUGGACUCACAAGAGCCCGGCCUCGGCAUCGCCAUCGUCGGCUGAUUCGGGCCAGCAAAGGCCGCACAUCAAAACGGAGCAGCUGAGCCCCAGCCACUACAGCGACCAGUCGCACGGCUCCCCUGCGCACUCCGACUACGGCUCCUACAGCACCCAGGCCUGUGCCACCACCGCCUCCACCGCCACAGCUGCCGCCUCCUUCUCCAGCUCGCAGUGCGACUACACGGACCUGCAGAGCUCCAACUACUACAACCCCUAUCCCGGUUACCCCUCCAGCAUCUAUCAGUACCCUUACUUCCACUCCUCACGGCGUCCCUACGCGACGCCCAUCCUCAACGGCUUGUCCAUCCCGCCGGCCCACAGCCCCACCGCUAACUGGGACCAGCCGGUCUACACAACCCUGACAAGGCCUUAAAAAGGAUGCGUGGAGCCCCCCCAGGGCUUCCCCGACGUAUGCACUAAUGAAGGAACGAAGAGGAAGAACGUGGAGUGCCGCGAUUGUUUCCCAAGUGCCUCCUGAGCCGCUGGGAACUCUGCUCGUUGCGACUGGGUGUCCCCUUGCUUUGAAACUCUCCAAAAGGACAGAGCUCUAUUUUUCUUUAAUUAAUAAAAUUAAAUAAAAAAAAAAAGAAGAGUUAAAACGAAAUAAUGAAAAGGACCGGUGAUUCCUUUUGAAUAAAUGAAGGACAAAACCAUUCGACUCCUCUGUGAGGACUGAACUUAUUCAUUGUGGAAGCUGACAAGUGCAAAAUGGGGUGGGGAGGGGGGUGGUGGGG
This is a messenger RNA of Phasianus colchicus (ring-necked pheasant), 2871 nucleotides long. RefSeq names its product SRY-box transcription factor 8 (gene SOX8). The record is from RefSeq and is a predicted model, not a curated record. Gene Ontology annotation, molecular function: DNA-binding transcription factor activity, RNA polymerase II-specific; RNA polymerase II cis-regulatory region sequence-specific DNA binding. NCBI's taxonomy places the organism in Eukaryota, Metazoa, Chordata, Aves, Galliformes, Phasianidae. Gene Ontology annotation, cellular component: nucleus. Gene Ontology annotation, biological process: neural crest cell development; enteric nervous system development; negative regulation of transcription by RNA polymerase II.